Paraphaeosphaeria sporulosa is the source of this 1555-nucleotide messenger RNA. RefSeq names its product putative acc synthase. The coding region runs from base 1 to 1380 and encodes 459 amino acids. The transcript has 7 exons. Gene Ontology annotation, molecular function: transaminase activity; pyridoxal phosphate binding. Gene Ontology annotation, biological process: amino acid metabolic process; biosynthetic process. The record is from RefSeq and is a predicted model, not a curated record. Lineage: Eukaryota; Fungi; Ascomycota; Dothideomycetes; Pleosporales; Didymosphaeriaceae.
AUGAGCGCUCCGGUUUCUCAGAGCUGCGUCGAUUUCAGCCUAUCACAGCGGGGUGCACAUAAUUCCGUCCAGGACUCACCUUGGGAUGCUGUCGAGAGACUGAUGGCAAAUCUAUGGGCGACUGAUAAUCCUGACGGCUUGGUCUUUCUAGGUGUAGCUGAAAACAGCAUUUUGCACAAACAAGUAGCCGCGCGUGCCAAUAAGAACGCCGCGGUCAAUACCAACAACCAUCUGAACUAUGGAGUAGGCCCACGGGGAUCGCCACGCCUGAAGAAGGCGCUAGUCCCAUUUUUCAACUCUGAAUUCCGGCCCUCUAAGCCUAUAUUGCAAAAAGAGCUACUCGUUCUACCUGGAGUGGCAGCUGUGAUUGAUGCCUUGACGUGGGCAAUCUGCAAUGAAGGUGAAGGGAUCAUUACUCCUGCUCCUUUCUACACAGGUUUAAAGCCUAUGAGCGCUUUAAGAGCUGGUGGAGUUCUCAUCUCUGCACCUUUCAAGAGUGUGGAAGGUUACCGUGGCCUGAAUGAUGUCUUUGAUCCCGAUAUGAAUAGGAAAGCGUUGGAAAAGACUCUGCUUCAGGCUACUCAAGAUGGCGUAACAGUGCGGGCUGUGCUGAUAUCCAAUCCCCAUAAUCCACUAGGAAGAUGUUACCCUGCGGAGACGAUCAGGGAGAUCGCACGUUUCUGUGGCCGCAAUAACUUGCACCUGAUCAGCGACGAGAUAUUCGCGUUGUCGGUCUACCAUAAUGUACAUGCGAACAACGCAACACCAUUCGUGUCGGUAUUAGGCGCAGGCCUUGAUGAAUGCAUCGACAGUCACUUGGUACACGUAAUGUAUGGGAUGAGUAAGGACUUUUGCGCCACGGGGCUUCGACUGGGCGUGCUACACUCCACGAAUGAAGGCCUCAUAGCCGCAGUGUCUAGCAUAAGUGUUUUCGGUUGGGUCCCUUAUGUCGUCCAAGACGUAUGGGCAGAUGUGCUUGAAGACAAACAAUUCUUGGGCGACUUCAAACUAGAGAAUCGCAAGGUGCUGGGCAAACACUGCACAAUGCUAAGAUCCUUUUUGGACCAACAUAAGAUUCCAUACUAUGAUCAUGUGCACGCCGGUGUUUUCGUCUGGGUGGACCUACGUCGCUAUCUUCGUGGGAAUUCCGCACCACGACCAGCGAUCUCCGCGGCUGGCAUAAACCACGAUCAAGAAGUGGAGCUUUUCAAGCGCUUUCUCGGGGCGGGUGUUGUUGUUUCUCAGGGAAGCAGUUUUGGUACUGAAGAGUUAGGUUGGUACCGCAUCAGCUUUGCCAUGGACGAGCAGGCUUUGAAUUUGGGCCUCCAACGAUUAGGGAAUUGCCUAAAGUCCAUCGAGAAUAACGGCUGGGAGAAUUGAAAACUCCAGGAUUUCGUGUUUCAUAAUGAUAGCCAGUUCUUCCUCUUCUUCUUCUGUUUGAGCACAGUUCGGAGUGCGGCCUGGCGUGGACGGCAACGCCCGCUUCCUAAGCUGCGAAGUGUUUACCACAGUGUUAUGGCUACGCCGCAACAGAAUGACCUGCAUGGUAAUUACG